Messenger RNA from Prorocentrum cordatum, 468 nucleotides. The record is from the annotation of a GenBank genome assembly. Lineage: Eukaryota; Dinophyceae; Prorocentrales; Prorocentraceae.
GCGGUCGGCAACUCCCUGCAGCCAUGGCUCUCGGAGGCGAACCUCGGCGCUGAGGACUAUGAGCUGCAGGGCGACGCAGUAUCGAAGAGGUUUGAGAUCCAGGCCAUCGGCGCGCUCAAACUCAACAGUCGUGGUGCUGGCUGGCGUGAGUUCCAUGCCGUCCCUCCGACUGGUGGCCCGCCCACGAGCAUCAACGUUGGCCCCGAUAAGAACCCGAAGCUGGCGGCCCGCGAGCUGGGCUGCAAGAAGACUGUGCGGAAGUUGCUGGAACUAUACCCUGACAAGCGCUUCUUCGCCGACAAGGAGAAGAUCGCUAUCGGCACAUCUUGGAAGGGCGUGGUGCAGUGCUCCCCUGCCCCUGCGGGUACGGUGCCGAUGAUCCAGUUCUGCGAUCGUCACAUGGGUGAGCUCAACAUGGGCGCUGGCCUGGUCAGGCGCUCCAUCCAUGCCCUCUUCGGGGAGCAGAAG